UGAUUAUUAACAGUUUUUAAUUGAUAAAAUAAGAUACAUACAAUUAUCGUUGUGUGUGUAUAUACAUAUACAUAUGUAGUAGUGUUGUUAUGGAAACAAGUUCAGGCAAACUUUUUGACAGAAAACGUUUUAUACGGAUAUCCUUUAAGGAUUUAUUUUACCUAACAUUUGUAUAAUUUAAUAUGGAAAAAUUACCACUUAUACCAGGAUAUACGAUCCAUGAUUCCACUAUUACAGAUUAUAGACUGAUACAAAAAUUUCGCUUUUUAAAUGGUUAUCGUGUAGUACGUGAUAGGAAUGUUGGCAUUGGAGGAAGACCAAUAGAUGUUGCAUCUUCCGCAUAUAUAAAAGAAGAGGAUUCCACACACUAUGAUCCAUCGCUAACAUACGGCCGGGUAAAAGAGUACGCAUAUCGACAAUUUAUUCCACAUUAUGCGCUGUUCGCGCAUAAAUGUCUCUGCUUCAAAGCAUUUUUUCGUCAGGGGGUCUUCAAUUCUCCAGAUGAACAUUUUCGUAUACGUUAUGUGAAUAUAAUCUAUUUUUUGGAGGAUGAUACGUUAUGCGUAAUGGAGCCUCCAAUAGAUAAUGCUGGUUUUAAACAAGGAAAACUUGUCAGACGUGAAAAAAUUGUAAAAAAUACAACGGGAGAUACGUUUCAUUGGAAAGAUUUUAACGUUGGAAUUGACGUAUGUAUUUACGGUGUAAUUUAUCAUAUUAUCGAUUGUGAUCUAUUUACUAAAGAAUUUUUAAACAGUCAAGGGAUUGAUGUCGGGGACAAGGAAGAACCACCUGUGGAUCCAUACACGGAAUUUCGUGUAUGCAAGCAGAAAAAACCGACGCAUAUCACACAGAUUCCAGAUGAUACCAGACGACGAUUUUUAGAGUAUGAUAAAAUGGUAUUAUCGUUUACUGCCACUUGGAACGACGACGUUUAUGGUAUAGCGUACUUCUUAACGGACGACACAAUAGCCAUUCGCGAAAUACAAAAGCCAAAUAGCGGAAAGGACCCGGUACCAAUGUUAUUGAAACGAAUGAAAGUACCAAAAGAUUGGAAAAAUUUACCACCAUCUUAUCCUGCUGUAUACCUUGAACGAGGGGAUCCUGAAGUAGUUGAAUAUUAUACACCAAAAGAUUUUAUAAUUGGUGAGACGGUUUUUAUAUUUAGUCGACGCUUUCUUUUGCACGAUUGUGACCCUUUCACUAGAAAGUAUUAUUCAGACAUGUUGGGAAUAACGCAACCAAAAGGGAUACCUAUUCCAAGCAAAGAAGUUCUAUCGCCACCGGAAUAUAAACCUCCACCGCAUAUUAAGUUCGGUACACCUGAAGAUACUUACGCCGGUUGUUUGUCAUUGAUCCCUAAACCGCCUAAAAAAGAUGUCAUUCGACAACUAAUUAAUUUCCCGAAAAAAUUACGCUACUCAAUGCAGAUGGACGCGGUACAUCCGGAAGACAGGAACCGCGACUUUAUUUUAGAAUACAGUUUAAGCGACGGUACGAUCCUUGUACAUGAACUUGAGAAACGUAAUUCAGGACGUCGCGAGGGUUGCUUUCUAAAAGCAACGUUAGUUGCUAAACCGAAUACCGGAAGAGACAAUCCGGAAUAUUAUACUCCUCAAGAUUUUUUCAUAGGAGCAAGACUUAAUAUUUUUAAUCAUUAUUUCAUCAUACGCGGCGCUGAUCUUUUCGUAUACCGUUACAUGGAAGAGAAUCCUGACAAAUUUCCCUGUGAAAUACGAAAUAAUAUCCGUGAUUAUUUCGUCAGAGAAAAGUUACUUGGCGACGAUAUAAGCAUCGAGGUGAAAAAAAUUGAAGAUAAAGAAGAGGCAGAUGCUCGUUCGAUUAAAAUGUUGGAAGAAAAUGGUGGAAAUCAAUCUGAUAUGAUAGAUUGUCUAAAAGACCUUGAAACUCAAGGUAAACGCAAAUAUGAAGGAAAACAUGGCGAAUUAAGAGAACGUACACCGCCACCUGAAGAAUUAUGUCCAGGAUUAAUAACAAAUCCUAAGGAAUCUGAUCCAAAUCAAGAUGCAAAAAAGCCUUCAGAAAAUGAAAGAAAAAAGGAAGUAACAUGGAAUGAUUAGGUAAAAUAAGAAAUCGUAUCAUUUUUGGAUUGGUAAUUACGUUUAACGCAAUUUUUGUUUUAAAUUCUUAUCAUCACUUAAAGUAGAUGUUUCAUACAUAACUUAAUGUUAUGUUAAAUGUAAUUACCACUUAGCACUUUUCUUGUAACUUCAGUUACAAGAUUUAUGAUUAAAAUUAAAUUCAAGAGUUCUGAUUCUUUGGAAAA
Messenger RNA from Osmia lignaria (orchard mason bee), 2284 nucleotides. RefSeq names its product EF-hand domain-containing protein 1. Gene Ontology annotation, cellular component: mitotic spindle; axoneme. Lineage: Eukaryota; Metazoa; Arthropoda; Insecta; Hymenoptera; Megachilidae. The record is from RefSeq and is a predicted model, not a curated record. Gene Ontology annotation, biological process: mitotic cytokinesis; mitotic spindle organization; cilium-dependent cell motility. Gene Ontology annotation, molecular function: alpha-tubulin binding.